This is a messenger RNA of Syzygium oleosum, 1178 nucleotides long. RefSeq names its product protein SCO1 homolog 2, mitochondrial-like. The transcript is spliced from 8 exons. Gene Ontology annotation, biological process: mitochondrial respiratory chain complex IV assembly. The record is from RefSeq and is a predicted model, not a curated record. NCBI's taxonomy places the organism in Eukaryota, Viridiplantae, Streptophyta, Magnoliopsida, Myrtales, Myrtaceae. Bases 183 to 1040 code for a protein of 285 amino acids.
GAGAAACAUGAACUUCGGCUGUCCCUGCUCGUGCGUCCCGCAUGAUCGACACCAUUUGCCUUGGGCAACAAUGCAAAUGCUUCGUGGAUCCUUGGAAAACAAUCCAAAGAGUUGCCCAUCGGUCCGUCUUUUAAACCCAUUUCGGGAUUGACCCCAUGUCAAACUUUUUCACCGCCUAGACGAUGUUUCUUCGUCGCGUCCUCCCGUCUCCCAAGCACCGCUUGAGAGAGGCUUCGAAUUUGCUCCAGAGAGUAUAUGAAGUAUGGAAGUUUGGUCCGCAGAGGAAGGUUCAAACUUUUAAUUAUUCAAAAUCCUCCAGAAAUGGUAAUGGGCAUCGAAAUGUGUAUCCUGUAUUUCCUGCAGAAGCAGAUGCUUCUCGGCCUUGGCGAAACUAUCUCAUCCCUAGUCUUAUGGUUGGAGGUGUUGUCGGGGCUGGAGUUCUAGUCCGUUAUAAUGACGAGAGGAGAGCAACUUUAAAAGGUCAAGGUAGUACCAGGGAAGGAAAUGCGGUCAGGGGACCGAUUAUUGGUGGACCAUUUACUUUAAUUGACACGGAACAUCGGAUUGUCACUGAAAAGGACAUCAAAGGAGAAUGGGUACUCCUCUAUUUCGGGUAUACAUCAUCACCUGAUGUUGGUCCCGAACAACUCAACACAAUGGCGAAGGCUAUUGACACAUUAGAGUCAAAACAGAAUGCAGAGAUUUUACCAGUCUUUGUCACGAUUGAUCCUCAGAGGGAUACACCUUCUCAUCUCCGUGCUUAUCUUAAAGAGUUCCAUUCGAGAAUAACUGGACUUACAGGACCUGUCGCUGCUGUUAGGCAGAUGGCGCAGGAAUACCGAGUUUACUUCAGGAAGGUCGAAGAGGACGGGGAUGAUUAUCUUGUAGAGACCUCUCACGACAUGUACUUGCUGAAUCCGAAGAUGGAGGUGGCGCGCUGCUUCGGAGUGGAGUACGGUGCUGAAGAACUGUCGGAAGCAAUAGCCACCGAAAUACAGAGAAACCCAAGAAACUCUGUUGCUGAUUGUUUCGCACCUUGAAGCAAUUUUCAUAUCUCGGACCGAUCUCCCGAGGCCUUGUAUCCCUGGGAAAUAUGGUUCAUAAACUGAAUCAAACGAGUUAAUUUGCGCCUCGUUGACAAAAGAUCAUGUGAAAUGGCGAUGUUUGUUUUCUUAUCA